Molecule: messenger RNA, 2334 nt
Organism: Xenopus laevis (African clawed frog)
Lineage: Eukaryota; Metazoa; Chordata; Amphibia; Anura; Pipidae
Gene: pacsin2.S
Product: protein kinase C and casein kinase substrate in neurons 2 S homeolog
Exons: 12
Coding region: 224-1663 (479 amino acids)
Biological process (GO): caveola assembly; cytoskeleton organization; actin cytoskeleton organization
Cellular component (GO): cytoskeleton; ruffle membrane; recycling endosome membrane
Molecular function (GO): phospholipid binding
Source: RefSeq, a predicted model, not a curated record
UUAGAGGCUUUUCCCCCGCUCCGGGAGGAGUCCGCAGGCAGCCAAUCAGGUUGCAGCAGUCGUGGUAUGUGGGUGUGAGGGAGGGAGUGUCCGGGAGGCAGCGGGAGCUCGAGCCUGACAGGGACCCGUGAGUAACCGGACACGGACAGGGAGGUUCUGAGCCAAUCAUAGGAGGGAGCAACAAGGUAAUUAACCCAUUCCGGCCCUCUUGCUCCGUAGGAUCAUGUCGGGAACAUAUGAUGAUUCCGUCGGGGUCGAAGUCUCCAGCGACAGCUUUUGGGAGGUGGGAAACUACAAGCGCACGGUGAAACGGAUCGACGACGGCCACAGGCUCUGCAAUGACCUGAUGAACUGUAUUCACGAGCGGGCGAGGAUCGAGAAAGUCUAUGCCCAGCAGCUCACAGAGUGGGCAAAGAGGUGGAAACAGCUGGUGGAGAGGGGUCCCCAGUAUGGAACUGUGGAGAAGGCCUGGCACAACUUAAUGACAGAGGCCGAAAAAGUGAGCGAACUGCAUCUCGAGGUGAAAAAUGCAUUAAUGAACGAAGACUUUGAGAAGAUCAAGAAUUGGCAGAAAGAAGCCUUCCACAAGCAAAUGAUGGGCGGCUUUAAGGAGACCAAAGAAGCCGAUGAUGGCUUCAGAAAAGCCCAAAAGCCAUGGGCAAAAAAGCUAAAGGAGGUGGAAACUGCCAAGAAGUCUUAUCACGCCGCCUGCAAAGAGGAGAAACUGGCGACGUCUCGGGAAACCAACAGCAAAGCCGAUCCGGCCAUGAACCCAGAACAGCUGAAGAAGCUUCAGGACAAGGUGGAAAAGAGCAAGCAGGACUCUCAAAAGACCAAAGAGAAGUACGAGAAGUCCCUGAAGGACCUGGACGGCACAACACCGCAGUACAUGGAGAAUAUGGAGCAGGUGUUUGAGCAAUGCCAACAGUUUGAGGAUAAACGUCUGAGCUUCUUCCGGGAGGUGCUGCUUGAGGUGGAGAAGCACCUUGAUCUGUCCAACGUAGAGAGCUAUGCCAGUAUCUACAGAGAGUUGGAGUACGCCAUCAAGUCUGCCGAUGCUAUGGAGGAUCUCAAAUGGUUCAGAAACAACCACGGUCCAGGGAUGUCUAUGAACUGGCCCCAGUUUGAGGAUGAAGACUGGUCUGCUGAUCUGAACCGCACCCUCAGCAGGAGAGAGAAGAAGAAGCCGACGGACGGUGUGACCCUGACUGGAAUCAGCCAAUCAGGCGAGCAGUCUUCCAUACAGAACCAGCACAGCAGCCACCUUAGCGUCCAAUCAGCGCAAUCGACUAACAAUCCCUUUGAAGACGAAGAAGAGACCGGCAGUAUCAAUGAGACAGAGAACAAAAAAAUUGAAAAUGUCGGCAGCUACGAGAAAACGCACCCCGCGGAGUGGUCCGACGACGAAUCCAACAAUCCCUUCAACCCUAGCGACACCAACGGCGAUAACAACCCCUUCGAUGAAGAUGCGCUGACGACUCUGGAAGUGCGAGUGAGAGCCCUGUACGACUACGACGGACAAGAACUGGACGAGCUGAGCUUUAAAGCAGGGGAGGAGCUGACGAAGAUAGAAGACGAGGAUGAACAGGGUUGGUGCAAAGGGCGCCUGGAGGGGGGCCAAGUGGGUUUAUACCCCGCAAACUACGUGGAGUCCGUGCAGUGACCGGAGCAACUGUACCCCCCCCCCACCCUGCACCCCCUGUGUAACCUGUAAUGUAUUCACUGGCGAGAGACAAUACAGUAUGUGUCUGUGUAUAUAUAUAUAACAGUGUAAGGGAAUGAGGCCGACACUAGGACUACAGUAGCAACAUCUUCACUGACUCCUCCCCCUCCUGUAUUGUGUUUAACCCCUGCAGGGCCAACAUGUCUGUGCAACACUGGUUAUUAACUGCGCAGCCUCCGUUCCUUCCCCACGCAAUUUAUUUUUUAUAUAUAAUAUAAUAGAACUAUUUUUAGUUAAUGUCCCCCCUCCCCUCGUUACUGUCGGAAGGGCGGGUCACCGCCUGGCGCCGACCCUGUAUCCACGGAAACCGUUUCUUUUAAGUGACCUUCCGUAAGGUGAAUAUCUCUAUUUUUUUAAGCGCUGCCGUUACUUGUUCUGAUUUGUUUUCCUCUUUUUUUCGUUUUUAUCAGAUUUACGUCUUAUUUAAAGGUGAAGCCGAGAUGAGGUUUUUUUUUUGUUGAGUCUUUGCCUUUAUGGGUUAACAGAAAUGUGUAAAUGAUGAGCUUGUGUCUGGGCUUCCAUUGGCUGCCCCCGGCUCUCCUGAUGAUGAUGAUGAUGUAUUUAAUAAACACUGGUCUGUUACGCAGUCACGUGGCAGAACUAAAUGCCGA